Molecule: messenger RNA, 9911 nt
Organism: Oreochromis niloticus (Nile tilapia)
Lineage: Eukaryota; Metazoa; Chordata; Actinopteri; Cichliformes; Cichlidae
Gene: mapk8ip1a
Product: mitogen-activated protein kinase 8 interacting protein 1a
Exons: 12
Coding region: 97-2289 (730 amino acids)
Biological process (GO): JNK cascade; regulation of JNK cascade
Cellular component (GO): cytoplasm
Molecular function (GO): MAP kinase scaffold activity; JUN kinase binding
Source: RefSeq, a predicted model, not a curated record
AGCAGUGCGAACAUUGGCUUAAUAAAAGAGAAGAGGAGGGGGAGGGAGGGAGAAAGGAAGCUGUCAUUUGUCAAGGGGGGAUCCAUCUAUGCUGUCAUGGACAAAUAUCGACCAAAGAGACCAACUACCCUGGCCCUGUUCCCACAGCUGCCACAAGCCGGCACCCAGGACUCCAUCAACAACAAUUCUUUAGGCAAGGACAGCUGGAAAGACUCCCACUCUUCCUCCCCACAUAUCACAGGGGAUCUCGCUCCACCAGAUGUCCAACCAAAAGCUGAGGACAAAGUCCAGCACAGCACUCAGCGCCGGCCAGCACCCAAACCUCCAACAGCCAAUGUAUCCAACAGCAGAGCCAAUGGUCAGGCUGCUGCCACUGGCUCAGACACACGAGCUCGACCACGGGAACAAUCAAUGCCUGCAGCUAUGCAUACACAGUCUUCCCGCACACUAAGGAGCCAGAGGAGAGCAGGAAGUGGAGGAGGAAGAGGGGGAGGAAAAGGAGCAACAGCGAUGAGAGACAGGGGCCUGGGCGACCUCAGAGGAAAAGAUGGAGUGAUAGAUAGAAGAGGAGGACGACCGUGUGAUGAGUCAAAAACAAAAGACAAGAAUGGACAUCAGAGGCCAAGGGAAGAAAACGGACUGAAAGGCCGAGCAGCUGAUGGGAGAGGAAAAGGAGGUACUAAAGGAGGCAACAGAGGAAGCGCCUUAAAGUCGAAUAAAACUCUGUCUAAUAAGGAAGUCUAUCUGCCCGCUAUGGUGGUGCCACGCACACCCAUAGUACAGAGAAACCUGGAGACAACAAACCAAGACCAGAACCAUGACAGGACCCAGGACAACCCCUCUGUCCUCUCCCGGUCCAGCAGUGAGGGGGGGUCCAACAGGAUGUCCCUUAGCUCAGACACAGAAGGACCCCCAUCAGGGCCUCUGCAUCCCUCUCUGUCCUACCGAACUAACCCUGACAUCAGUGAAGAAGAGGGGGAGGGAGUUCCAACUCCAUGCCUAAACUUACAGAAUGAUCUAACGUGCUGUCCCACAGGUAACAGCAAAACGGACUGUACCACUGAAACAGGGGUAGACCCCGAGAAAGAAAAGGGUGACAAUAUCAUGGCCUCUGUGGUUAAUCAGACUGUAUCAAUCAGUGAAACCUCAACAGGGUUAAAUUAUGACUCUGUCAAAUAUACUCUGGUGGUGGAUGAACAUGCUCAGCUGGAGCUGGUGAACCUCAAGGACUGCUUGAAUGGUUACAACGAGCACAAUGAGGACAGUGAUGCAGAAACGGUCUAUCAGUCAGCCAAUGAGGAUGAAGACCCACAGUAUGUGGAGGAGAAGAAGAAAAAUGAGGAAGCAAAAAAGAAAGAGAGGAGGGAAGUGGCAGAAAAAAGAAGAAAUGAGGAAGAUGUGAAGAAGAGGAGGGAGGAGGAGGUGAAGAGGAGCAGGGAAGUCAUGCCAAGAUUCUGCAAGCUGUCCAAGGUAACAUCAUCCACAACGUCAGAGGAAGAAGAGUCGAAUGGUGGAAGAGCUUGUGCUCCCAUAAGCAGAAAGUUCCUCAACCUGUUUGCCAAGAACGACAGCCAGAACAGUGCCACAGGUGCUGGCUCGUUUGGUGUGUUCUCCUGUGUUCUGGAUGGAGUGGAGAGGCAACAGAGUCACAGAGCUGUCUACAGGUUUGUUCCUCGUCAUGCAGAUGAGCUGGACCUUGAAGCAGAUGACCCUAUCUUAAUGUUGAACCAGUCUAAGGACCUAUGGUGUCAGGGUUACAACAUGAGGACUGGGGCUAUAGGCAUUUUUCCUGCCUUUUAUGCUGUCAGGGUGCCCAAAGAAAUUGAGCAAGUUCAAAAGGAUGGUUGGAUUGAGAAGUUCCUGGUGCAAUAUCUGGGCUCCGUUCAGGUUCCCAUCUACACAGGCAAAGAUGUGCUGUGUGCUGCAAUGCAGAAGGUAGCAUACAACAGGCGGUCAGCGGGUCAGCCUCCAUCAGCCUGUGCACUGGAAGUCAGUGUGAAAGGGGUGAAGAUGAGUGUCCAGGAUCAGUGUCACUCUGCUCACAGGGGGGACCAGUGCUUCCAUUUCUUCCAGUUGAAAAAUAUUUCAUUCUGUGGCUGUCAUCCAAAAUACAGCAGGUACUUUGGCUUCAUCACCAAGCACCCUGACCAGCAGCGCUUUGCUUGUCAUGUCCUGAUGUCACAAACAACUUUACAUCCUUUAGCAGAAUCUGUCGGGAGGGCAUUCCAGCAGUAUUACAAGGAGCACGUCGGCUACUCCUGUCCCACUGAAGACAUCUUCAUUGAAUAAUGCCUCCUGUCCGUCCAUUCUAUGAAUUUAAUAUUCACUAUGUGCAUGUAAGCCUGGUCUUAUAUACCACCAACUGGAUUACCAAUAUAUCUUCUUUGCAUGGUGGAUUAUUUCUUUUCUAAGCUGCAUCCACUAAUACAGCAAGCUUCUCCUUCUUUUGGCCAUAUCACAAUAUGAAUAACUCUAUGGAUUGAUAGGGUCACGUGGGAUUUUUCAAGCCACAGAAAGUUACCAAUAGUUAAACAGAGAUAUUGAAUACUAAUGCAUUUUAUUUGCAAAAAUGAUCUUAAUUAACUAUGCAUGGAUACUGCAUAUAUACAGACUACCUUCAGAGCUACUCUAGCCCACAAAGCCAAAUCUCAGCAACUACAAAUGUUGUGAGAAAAAAUCUGAAUCAUCUUUCUGAUAUUAGCAAUUACCAUACAAACAAUCUGGCACCAUAGAAACAUGUCAAUAUCUGUCAAUGAUUGUAAGCAAUCUAAUGACACAAUGUUUAAAUAACAGUGUUAGUCGUUGAAUCACAUAACAUUGUAGGAGCUCAAAUAAAACACAUGAAUAAAAUCUCAUAAGAUUUAAAGUCGUGGUCCUAAAAACUAGCUGGAAGUGCAGCUUCUGAUUUUAUUUGAUUAAACAGCCUUUGAAGUACAUAUUUAAAUGUUCAGAGAUACAUAUAUUUAACUUUAGCUCAUACAUUCUGGGCAACAAAGCUUUAAGCAGAAUAAAAAUUAAAUUAUAUAACUUAAAUAUUUGUUAGAUUGUUUAAGAGCCUUAAAUUUAAGAGCCAGGUUGCUGUGGUUCAGGUAGGAGAGCAGGUGUCGACCAAUUUGGUUGGUAGAUCGAGCCCUGGCUCCUCCAGUCCACAUGUCAAAGUAUCCUCGGACGAGACACUCAACCCCAAGUUGCCCCUGAUGCAUCUGUGUGAAUGUGUAAAUGGGUGAAUAAGACUUGUGGUAGAAAGUCCUUUGAGUGCUCAUAUUGAGUAGAAAAGAGCUAUAUAAGUACCAGUCCAUUUAACAUUUAAUUGCUGUUUGCAUAAGUAAUCAUGUAUGACUUUUUAGGGUUGGUAUGGAGUUCAAUGAAAACAAAAAUUUUAAAUAAAUUCUUCCUGAACUUGCAAAGAGUGCGCAAAAGAAAAAAGUCACAUUGAUGAUUGAUUAUUCACAAAGAAAAGCAAACAACCACAAAUAACAGCAAAAUCACCCAAAAGAGACUUCAAAUAGACACAAAACAACUACCAAGAGAUGCAAGACGUAGGUGAGAGAACGUGUAACGUCUAUGAACACCAGCCAUUAGGAUUCAUGCUGUGGAAAGCAUGAUCAUUGACCACUCACAUGGCAGUCUGUCAACUAUUUGUAUAGUCUAUGAAACUGAUGGGUGACACUACACAGUUCAACAAAUGGAAAAACAAAAAAAUCUGGUUCUUCUAGUUAAACAAAUCUAGACAUUUUUACUGAUUUCCUCUUUUAGAGUGGGGAAAAAAAUUAUGCGAUGCCCUGCUGAAUUUGUAAAGUUUACUCGCUUAUAAAGAAAUGAACACUCUCAGAUGUUUAUGGUAGUUUCAUUUUAAUGGAGAAAGAAUGACACACAGAAAUCCAAAAUAAAAACAUAAAAGUUCUAAAUGUAUUUGGAUGACAUUGAGUGAAAUAUGUAUUGGAUUUCCAAGCUGUUUUCUAGUUCCCUCAAAUGUUGGAUAUUUGGAGUGUCAUUACUCCAGAGUUGAGUGCAUUCUUGUAGUAAAGUCAGAAACACAAGGAAAACUUUUUUUCUUCUUAGCAAGGUUGAGCCAUUUAUGUAUUGCUACCAAUACCAGACAAUACUUUUUUGCACUUUAAAACCCCACUGCAGCAACACUGGCUGUACGGAUGAAAGAUUUUACAGUUGUUCCACCGUUCGAUGUUCACUGCCAUCAUCUUGGACUGUUAACUUGGGGUUAAUGGGGCUGCGCUGAUGAGGUGAGGCAGUGUUCCAGUUGAAAAUUCCACAAAUUCCAUUGACUUGUGGACAUGGAAAACUACAUGUAUAAAGGCUAAUUUACACUGCCUGUAGCCCUGCUCUCAAAAGCUGACACAGAUGUAACUCUGUAUGUGUAGCUGGUUUUAAGAAAGAAGUGCUUAAAGUUCAAGUUUUUAGAAUAUGUGUAGCGCCAUCUUGUAUCAGUUACAGAACGUUACAUCAUCGGGUUGGUUGGAGUCAACAGACAUUACAUUAGUUUAUGUUAGCUAACUAGUAACACAAUCAAUAACUCAGGGGAAAAUAAGGACUGUAAAACUUUUGUGCUGCUUUUCCUCACCAGGCCUGAACUGCACAGUCAGCUGUUAAAACAGUUUCUCACAAGGUGUGAUCAGCAUCAUUUUAUGUAAUAAUAUUCUCUUUUCCCAAGCACAUCCAUACGUUUUUUGGGGGAGGGGUUGUCACACCACAAGCAUAACUAUGUUUUUUACCAAAACACAACUGAAAAUCUUAACCGCAUUAACGCGGCAAAUCUCCGUUAGCAAGUUAGCGCAGGUCGCCCCGUGCGUGGGGCUGCACGGCGUCAACGCAUUAGCGCGGUUAGUUCGUCAAUGCGUCAGCGACGUACAGCCCGGUAGCAGUGGCAGGCGCCUUUACUGGCAAUCGCAGCACUAAGAUGUUUCUUGUAGUUGGUCACCAUUUUUUCACACAUUUCAGCAGGGAUUAUGCGCCCACUCUUCUUUACAGAAAUUCUCCAAAUCCUUUAAUUUUCUCAGCUGCCUGUUGGCAGCUUCAAGCUUCAGUUCUGAUUCUCUCUACAGAUCAGAUUUAUAGGAUAGAGGUCUAGCGACUGGCCACUCCAUGAUCAUAAUGUUCACCUUUUUUAGCCACUCUGUUGUUUACUUGUUGGUAUUUAGAUCAUUUUCAUGCUUUAAGACCCGUGUAUGACCGAUCUUCGGUGUUCUAACUGAGGGAAGAAGGUUCUCAUCCAAGAUCUUACAGUACAGCCCUGUCCACUGGCCCACUCAAUGUGAUGAAGUGAUCCUGUACCCUUAAAAGAGAAACAGCACCAAUGCACAAUGCUCCCAUUUCCUUGCUUGACUGUAGGUAUGGUAUUCUUUGGGCCAUACUCUGUAUUUCUCUUCCAGCAAACACAGUGGGUUUAACUGUCACUAAACACCUCAGUAUUUUCUCCCAAUCCUUCUCUGAAUCAUUUAGAUGUUUGCUGACAAUCCUACCAUGGAUCUGUACACGUGCCUUCUUAAGCAGGGGGACUUUGCAGAUGUAGAAGAUUUACAGUGUAGUGUGUUACCAGUGGUGUCCCAGUGACUGUGGUUCCUUUUGGGCUGAUCCACCAACCUUGAGACUUUGAACAAUUUUUGCAAGAUUUUGCAUGGAGCCCCAGACCAAGGGCCAUUGAUAGUCAUUUUAUAUUUCUUCCAUUUCCCAAAAAAUUGUACAAAUAGUUGUCACCUUCUCACCAAGCUUCUUGCUGGUCUUGUAGCAUAUUCAAGCCUUAUGCAGGUCUACUGUAUUGUCCCUUUGGUCUUUCCCUUGUUAGUGGAGAGGCUGGAAUUGAAGAAAUUGUUUUGGUGGACAGGAGUAAUGUAUACACACAGCAAGUUGAGACCAGGAGUAUCUCCAGUCAACUGAUUGAUUGAUCUAUUGUAGUUUGUGUGCCACGUGGGCACUCAGAAAUCUGUGGGACCCAGAAUUCUUAGUGGGUUGUAGGGGAUCAAAUAUUUUUUUCACUCAGGGACAUGCAAAUCAAUUUAGGAUUUUUGUUUUUUGUUUUUUUCUUGGAUUUUUGGUUGACAUUUUGUUGCUCUCCAUUAGAAUGAAACUAACAUAGAAAUUAGAGACUGUUCAUUUCUUUGUAAGUGAGAAAAUCUACACAUUCAGCAGGGGAUCAAAUAAUUAUUUACCCCACUGUAUGUCACUGAACACUUAGACCACACUUUGAGCUCCAGGAACAUAGUCAUUAAUUUUGAUAUAUUACAAACAAGCUGAAUAGUUAGUAAAACAAGAAACUAGUGCAUGAAUGCUCUUUCUUAUUAUUAACAUUUGAUGUAACGGAGUGAUACAGGCACUUGAGUUCAAAUGAUAACGCUUUAUUUUACAAGUUUUAUAUUUUCCAGCUAAUGUGGUAAAAACAAAAGACUAUAAACUACAAGGAUAUUUUUUUAAACCCCUCAUAAAGCCCCUUUUAAACACUUUCUACUUUCCCCCACUCUUUCUUAUUUUCUCUGUAGUCAUUCACAACUUAAAGUAAGAUUUUAAAAAAUAGCUGUACUCAACUGAUCUAUUCUACCUGCUUAAAUGAUUAUGUGCAAUGAUGAUCAUCUCAGUGACGUAACUACAUUCUUUUGAUCAAACGAAAUUCUUUUGACAAUCUGUGAUUCAAGUUUAUUUUAAAGAUUCCCCAAGACAAUAUUUUAAAGGACAAUAAAAACAAAAAACAUUUCUAAAACUAUAAACUGUGUAUUUUCUGAACCCCAGACAUGAUAGUCUACUGUUGAUGAUCUUUGGAGUUCUUGUAAAGAUGUCUCAUUCGUCUUUUUGCUGCUUUCCCUUUUCUUCCAAAUGUGGCUCAACUUUAACUCUUCAUGCAGCUUUCUUUGACUGCGCACUGAUGUACUUGAUGCAGACUAAUAGGAAGGACCGCAUUAUUUUGAGCUGAGACAUUUUCUGUAUUGCUUAAAGCAUACAUACUCAAGCCUUGCUAACAGUUGGAGCUUUAAGUUAUCAAAAAGGAGGUAGAAAGUGGCGCAUGUGGUUUCACAAAUGGAAGCCACAUGUGCAGGUCAUGCUAGGUGGUUGGGUGGUGUGGACACCCAAGUUUAUGAAUGUGAUAACUUGAGCACAAGGUGACGUAGGAUUUUGAAAUUCAUGCCAUAGGGGCAGCUACUAAAAAUCUCAGAUGAGUUGGAAUCUCAGUGAAUCUUCAGUCAGAAGUAAAGUUUUCUGAAAAUCCUGUGAAUACGACAACUUAAGAACAAGGGUGAUGGAGGAUUUUCACAAACUACUAAAUAUCUUGGACAAGUGUGAAUCUCAGUGACCUGGACCUCAAGGUGAAGGUCAGAGGUCAACUUUUCUGAAAAUCUUUCUGAAUGCAAUAAUGCAAGAAGGAAUUCACCCAGGAUUUUGAAAUUGAUACGAUAGGUGCAUCUUCUAAAACUCUCGGACAAAUUUGAAUCCCGGUGACCUAGACCUUAAGGUCAGAGGUCAUUUUUUCUGAAAAUUCAAACUUAUACAAUAAGGGGGCUCUACUAGGAGGCUGAGGCAGUAGCAGUGGCGGGCGCCAGCAUUUUCUGUUCUAGGUGGUGUUUCACUUUCUUACUGGGGUAAAUCACCAUGAUAAAUGGUAAAAUGGUAAAUGGCCUGUAUUUGUAUAGCGCUUUACUUAGUCCCUAAGGACCCCAAAGCGCUUUACACGUUCAGUCAUCCACCCAUUCACACACACAUUCACACACUGGUGACGGCAAGCUACGUCGUAGCCACAGCUGCCCUGGGGCGCACUGACAGAGGCGAGGCUGCCAAUCAGUUAUCAUGAUAUAUGAUAACUUGAAAUCACUGCCUACUGACCAAUCAGUUCUCCAGAAGAUAGCAUUAGCAUUUCUGGAAGAUCCCUCGUAUCUCUGUGGGGUGUAGGAGAAUGCAAGGUUUUUCAGUUGAACCUGAUGUCUUAAUGUUAGAUGCAACAUUAUUCUUUGAAUUAUUUUUUUCUGUUGACAGAAAACAGUUUUACAGGUGUUUUAGUGUUCUAUGAGCAUUAAUAUAGGAUGCUAAAACAGUACACCUGCACUAUACUUGCUGACCUCAAAUCACUUUUGCAUGUAGACUAAGCCUAUUUUUAAAUUCUGUUUUAACACUAAUCCUUACUCUCUGACCCCUAAACAAUGUUUAUGUUUUUUAGUGCAAGUUUUUAAGCUGUAGUUCAUCGUUAAUUGUUAAUCUUGUGAUUUUGCACACAGAACAAAAAACAAGGUAAAAGACAUUUUGUUGCAGAUUAAAAGUACAUACAACAAUAUUUAAUAUUUUUUCCAAAUCACCAAACUAAUACACGAACAUGCCUGUGGCAAUGUGACCCGCAGUUUUGAUUCUUCGAGCUGUAGACCCUGUUUAAGGGUUUGAGAGAAAACACUAAAUAUAAAAACAGAAUUCAAAGGUAGUCUACUUACAAAUUUCAUAUGAGGUCAGCAAGUACAGUGUAGGUGUCCUGUUUUAGGAUCAGAUAUCAAUGCCAAUAAAACAAUAACAUUCCUUGUUACGGUGACAUAAAAAAUCAAAGAAUAAGUUUUCAUCUAAAAGUUAUUUUUUAUUACUGAUGCUCAUUAAGGAAACAAAGACAGUUCAUGCUAGUAAAAAUCGUCCUCUUAUUAAUGCACAGAGGUCCGAGUGACCUUGCAGGCAUGGUAAUGCUAUUUUCUGUAGUACUGAAUGGUCAGUAGGCAGUGAUUUUAUACCUCUUGAUCUCUAAUCAGGAUUUUAACCUACAGGUUAGGUUCACAGCAUAAGCACGUGGCGAUUUACCCCGGUUAGAAAUGUACCACCUUUGUAGUGCAAAACACUGAGGGUGAACCCUGAAGUUCCCUGGAUAAGCUGGAAUCCUGCUUACUAGUUUAGGCCUCUGGUCAUAUAAAAUGUAGACAGCUGUUCUGCUACCCAGUUGUGGCAAAAAUGUACUUACUGCAGUUAUAAGAUCAGGAAUUUGAAUCUUUGGUCUUCUAUUAAAUGUAUAUGGAAUAAAAAGAUUUGAGCAGAUUAAGCCAGUUGCUUAAUCUAUAUCAGAGCAACAGUGCCUUUUUUUUCUAUUUUAUUUUCUGGUGUAAUGAUGAUGGCUUUCCUCUUUGUCACAGAAUCGAAAUAAAAGCAACAGCCAGUUACAGACAAGCAGUCUUGUGGCUGGACAGGACUUUAAAAGAGGGACAGAGAGGGUGGAGCUCUUACUAAGGAAAGCAUAUAAUUGUAUGGAUGAUCCCCGACCAAAAACAGACAUUAAAAGCAAAAAUUCUGGGGACUGAAAAUAGGCAUCUGUCUGCUAUUAUAGGUGGUGUGUUUUGCCCAAAUAUUAGAAAAAGACAAUCAGUGCUUCAUCUUGGACUCCUCAUGCUGUCAGUCUUCUUGUAUGGGCACUUCUGCAACUUGUCCAUGAGAUUCACUAAUAGGAGCAUAGCAGCUGCUGUCCUAGCACAGUAAAGACAGGCUAAAGGACAGGUGAUCUAUAUGCUCCUCUUCGCAUAAAACCUGAAUUUUUCAGGACAACCAAAACAAGAUGGCCUGCAUCAAACACACUGUGUCACACCAUUCUUGGCUUACAUGUUUGUUUCAAGAAUUACAUUUGCAUUACACAAAGUAUAUAAGACAGCAAACUUUGUUUGUUGGUUAACUCAAAUAUGUACGACUGUGGCUGUCAUCUUAGCUGCAUCAUGGUGAGAGGCUGUACCAGAAAGUGCCCUAUGUAAUCCACUUCUGUGAUUCUGACGCCAUGGAGAUCAAGUGCACAUAACUCAAUAGAUAUAUCCUGUAUAGAUGUUUGUAUAGAAGUUAUUAUUGUAUGCUGCUGGUUUGACAAAAACCUGGGUGUGACACUGCAUAAUAUCAGUGUUGUAAAACAAAGUCAAGAUGAUGCUGGUGGUGGUUCUUGUCAAUAAAUCAUGUUUACAACUUAA